Molecule: messenger RNA, 3173 nt
Organism: Ornithodoros turicata
Lineage: Eukaryota; Metazoa; Arthropoda; Arachnida; Ixodida; Argasidae
Product: neprilysin-2-like
Exons: 1
Coding region: 43-3108 (1021 amino acids)
Biological process (GO): protein processing
Cellular component (GO): plasma membrane
Molecular function (GO): metalloendopeptidase activity
Source: RefSeq, a predicted model, not a curated record
GAAGAACACGCCCUCUGUAACGAAAAAGUCAUUUUGCAAACCAUGAAGCCCAGGAUCGAGCACAGAGAGCACUCCGUUGCAUUUUCUUCCAGAGGGACAAUGGAUCCGGUUUCAAUUUCCGACGCUGUUCUCGGUGAUCGGGAGUCAUCAACGGUGGACUCCGGUGGAGGCCUCGAGGGAUCAGCUGUUAGUUGCCGACGUUAUCACAAAGAGGAGACGAUCACCAUGGACUUGGCUGGAAGCCCACCUCCUGAUGUCCUCGCUCCGAGUCCCCAAUGGCCUUUCACGAAUUAUGCACGAACACCGUCACCAGACGACAAGAGUGGGCUAACGAGCGAAUUCUCGGCCAACAGCGAUUGCCUCCAAUACAAUAUUAGCGAGGACGGUCUUCUGGUCACUGGUGAGAGGCCCACGUUGAACACGGCCGCAGUAGAGUCAUUGGAGGUUCCCGAGACAAGGCAUGCCGUCAAGAAUGAACCUAAAAGCCUGCCUGAACCGGUAACGAAAAAGAAAGCUCCGAAAGCGCAUAAGCACCAGCGCAAGGGGUCCAAACUGUAUCUAAUGAUUCCUUCUGCGAUCGCUUUGUUUGGAAUUGGAUUACUUAUUUCUUACGUAAAUACAGCGGGUUAUCUUCCACGCUCCGCAGAGUCGACUGUCGGUCCUAUUUUCUACGAUGCCGCACAAGUUGUCAAGCAGGGGAAGAAGAAGACAACUAUAUCACUCAUUUCUUCCUCAAAUGUUAACAGCCCAGCUAAUAUACAAAAUCCAGACAACUUUAUGAAUGCCUCGCUCCCGCGGAAUUCGCCGGUCUAUAUAGGCGUCGAUGGCGUCGCACAGCAUCCUCCUACACGAGAAGAGCGUCAGAGACCAAGGCGGAAAAUAAAGAUUUGGGAAGGACAAAGGAUGUAUGCACAAAAUCUCGCCGAACCCAAAAGUAAGGAAGUAAAACAUGCUACUGAGCCUGCGACUAGAUGGUACGAAGACACGUCUGUUCGAAGUCAACAGCCAUUGACGACAACAAAGGCACCGAAAACUGAUGCGAGAUCGACAACGCACAUAACACUACUUGAUACCCGAGCAAGUACAAUGAAGCAUCAGCCAGAACAACGUGGGACGACGAAUGCCAUAAAAAACAAGUCUUGUGAAACCAAGGUAUGCGAGAUGGAGGCGGUUUAUCUCGUUAAUUAUUUGAGUUGGAAUAGACAGCCCUGCACAGAUUUCUAUGGGUUCGUGUGCAACCGUUGGGAACGCGUACAUCCCGACGUCGGGACAUCUACGGAUACGUUGCUAGUGCGCACAGCCGAAGAAGACAUUUUCCACGCGCUUACGUCUGAAGAGAAAGCCUUUCCCAAGAUGCUCAAAAUGGAACAACUGCUGAACAGCUGUCUUCGUAGUCGCCCAUCAGAAGAUCAUCGGUCAACGUUAUUGGAUUUUAUGAACAGUUUCGGACUCCGAGGAUGGCCGUACAGUCGUGAUACAAAAACUCUCAUGGACGUCUGGAACUCGGCAAGUCUGCUUUUGAAGGAGUUAAAUCUUGCAACGUUAAUGUCUGUUGAUGUUGAACAGGACCCGGAGACCGACAACCGGUACAUCAUCUCUUUGGGGGAGCCCAACCUUUUGAUCGGGCAGUACGGGACAAAAGAGAGUGCUCUUCCAGAAUGGUACAGUGCGGCCAUUGCGAUAUGUUUCAAGGGCUUCACAAGGGGAAAGUACGUCGACUUAGCCCAGAGAGUACGCGAUUUUUCUGUGAGGUUGGCCGAAAUAUCGGCAUACCGCGGAUAUGGGCCGCUCACUGUCAAUUGGUAUAAGGUGGUCCAGUUAAAAUAUCAUAUUAACCUCAAGCACCUACUGACACUCGUUUUCAAUAACAUCACGGUGAUACACAGCAAAAUGAAGAUACUUGUCAAGUCUCAGGCGUACCUAAGAUCAUUGAGAUCUGUAAUGCACGUGACCAGGAGUGUGGACGUGCUCAAUUAUUUGGGGUUUCGCGCACUUCUGCACGUGUCCCCACUGCUCCCUCAUCAAGCGCAAGAAAUGACUUCAAUCCAGAUGAGACAGAUAACUGGAAUCUCUCAACACACGUGGUUGCCCUGGCAACGAUGUCUUCGAAUGUUCGAACGCGUUGUCCCUCUCCUCUACCUUCAAGUGUACGCUGCCUCCAAUUUGCAACUCGCUCAUAGAGAAAAAAUUUGGACCUUACUGAACGAGAUACAGGCCACUUUUGUCCUCACCAUGAAUACCGCUCCAUGGAUAAGUCUCGAUGACAGAAUCUUACUGCGUAGCAAGCUGUCUAAAAUUAAACUGGAGGUAUUUCACAAAUUCUGGAGCAAAGCUGCCCGACGGUAUGUCGCUCCCAAAUUUCCACAAGGCAUAGAACACAGGGGCAUUAUUAUGGUGUACAAAUCAUUGGCAAAGCAGUUAGUGGAAAAGAAGCUGUCAAGGAUGAGGUUCCCGGAAUCUGUGCAGAAACACCACUGGAAAGGUUCAGUCUUCGAUACGGAACCUAGAUUUGACAGGGAAUCGAACACUGUUUUCAUUCCUAUGGCAAUGUUUGACCCGUCCUACAUGAUUGACAAUGAAUCCAUGCUCUUACAAAUUCCCCGUAUAGCAACCAGAGUGAUCCGUUCUUUGUUCGAAGGAAUCCACGAAAACAGUCAUCCUAGAAGCGAACUUAAGUGGUCUGUGGAUACAGAGAUGGGCUACCGGGAUCUACGAACAUGCCUUCAAAGUCACUAUACGACAACUUUCGACGAUAGAAUUCGAAACGGUCUCACUGCAGACCUAAAUUUUCUCGAUAGCAUGUCGCUGCUUCCGGCUUUCAAGCUCUUCCUCAGAAAGGUAAACAAAGUUAGCAUUGAAGACUACGGUCUCAUCGCGGGCAGUAACAUCACUGUGAAGCAACUGUUCUUCAUUCUGUACGCGAAAGGCUUUUGUGAGACCACCGACGCCGAGCAUAGGAAGCAAGUGAUGCAAGAGUCCGUCUACCCCGUCAAUUCGCUCAGAGUGAACGGACCACUUCGGAAUUUCUUCAGGUUUCCAACCUUUUGGGAUUGCCCAGAGGAGUCUUUAAUGAACCCUAUUCACAAAUGUACCAUAUGGACGUCUUGAAAGGUAAAUCAGCCGUUAGUUGUUGAUUGUCUUGCGUGGAAACCGCGAAUAAAUAUAUAAUUUGA